AUGGCAGCUCCCAAAGCCAGCAAAGCACCCUUCAAGGUGCGUUUCGUCCCGUUGAUGAUUGCAUCGACCAUCGCGGCCGGUGUGCUCUCCAGGUUGACGGCCUUGAACACGGCCACGGCUCUCAUUUACAUCUACUCCAUCGCCAUUCCAGCCUACGUCUUCUACUGGUCGUACCUUUACCCUUAUUACCUCUCGCCGCUGCGACAUGUCCCCACGGUUCCCGGCACUCCUCUUUGGGGACAACUAUUCGACAUCAUCAACAAUGAAGUCGGUGUCUGCCAGCGUGAAUGGCACAAAAAGUAUGGCCCCAUUGUUCGAUACUUCUUCCCGUUGGGCACGGAGAGGCUGUCGAUUGCGGAGGACUCGGCCCUCAGGCAAAUGACGGUCAAAAACCCGUACAACUAUCCUAAACCAGUCGGGGCGAGGAAGUGGAUGACUCGAAUUUUGGGAGAAGGAAUUCUGCUUGCAGAAGGCAAUGCCCAUGUUCACCAGCGCAAGGCCCUCACUCCCGGUUUCUCAAUCGGUUCCAUCAGGACGCUUGCUCCCAUUUUCUGGCGCAAGGCCUUCCUUCUGUCCAAGCUGUGGGAGGAGGAGAUCGCCCAGAGCAAGACGAACACCAUGUCCUUCGAGGUCCUCGAGUGGCUUAACCGAACGACACUAGACAUCAUCAGUGAGGCGGGUUUUGGUACCGAGGUUAACUCGCUGGAGAACCCGGAUACCCCUCUGCGAGAGGCCUACCGGAAGGUCUUUGUGUUCGACACAGCCAGCCGGGUGAUGCAUGGGCUGCAGACUCUGUUCCCCAUGACCAAGUACUUGCCGGUCAAGAUGAAUCGUGACAUGGAGACAUCCCGGAGCAUCAUUCUGCGUUCCGCGACCAAAAUCAUCAAGGAAAAGCAGGCCUCUGCGAAUCCAGCGGACAAGGACAUCCUCUCCCUCUUGGUCCGUGAUAACCUCAAACUACAGGCUGCCGGCGAGACAGGCCUCAGCUUCGAGACGAUGAGGGAUCAAGUAAUGACCUUCCUGGGUGCCGGACACGACACGACCGCCACGGGGGUCGCCUGGACGUUGCACCUUCUCAGCAAGCAUCCAAACAUUCAGACCCGGUUGCGCGAGGAGAUCCGCACUCACUUCCCCUUCCUUUUCGACUCUGCCACUCGGGAAACCUUUGACACGAGCAAGAUCGACCCGGACCAUCUCCCAUACCUAGACAACGUCUGCCGGGAGUCACUGCGGUACAUUCCCCCGAUCCCCAUGACGGUGCGGGAGCUGGUCGAAGACGACCAACUGGGUGAAUACACCGUGCCCAAGGGUACGACCGUCCUGGUCUACUCCAACGCCAUCAACCGGCUGCCCGAAUACUGGGGUCCGACCGCCGACGUCUUCGACCCAGACCGAUGGGACAACCUUCCGGAGUCGUACACUACCAACGCCUUCAUGACUUUCUUGCAGGGGCCUCGCGGCUGCAUCGGGCGCAAAUUCGCCGAGACGGAGAUGAAGAUCCUGCUCUGCGUGCUGCUUAGCAAGUUCAGCUUCGCGCGGGACGAGUCUGUGCAGGAUCCCGAGGAGCUGAAGAUGUGGCGGCUGGUCCUGCGGCCGAGGGACGGUAUCUUGUUGAAGGUGUCGAAGCUUGAAUAA
This is a messenger RNA of Rasamsonia emersonii CBS 393.64, 1635 nucleotides long. RefSeq names its product Cytochrome P450. The record is from RefSeq and is a predicted model, not a curated record. Lineage: Eukaryota; Fungi; Ascomycota; Eurotiomycetes; Eurotiales; Trichocomaceae. The transcript has a single exon. Gene Ontology annotation, molecular function: monooxygenase activity; heme binding; iron ion binding. The coding region runs from base 1 to 1635 and encodes 544 amino acids.